AUGCUUCGCGCCGAAGCGCCAGUCUAUGGCUGGAGAAGGCCUUACGCCGGCAGUGUCCGCCCCCCGUCUUUCUCCUCCCUGGCCAACUCCAUUUUCCCGCCUCCUGUCGCUUCUUUGUCUCAUUAUAAGCUGUCCGCCUUGAUCUGUCUGUCGUCACCUCCGGACAUCUGUGCUCCGCGGCCUUGUUCAACGCAAAAGAGCAAGAGUAAUACGGGAACUGGUGCUGGCGAUGGCGAGGACGCGAAUGCCACUGAGUCCGAUGCGCCCACUGGGUGGGAGAACGGCCAGCUCUGCUUGAGUCGCGUCCAUGGCGGCGUCUGCUGGAUCCCUGUUGGUGCCAGCCGCAUGUGCGGAAUGGUUUUCGAUGUGUCUACCUCGCUGUAUAGACACAUGCGCCAGGAACACCGCAUCAGCCUCCGCCCGAACAGCCGCAGUAACAUCUUGAUCAGCGAGACAGUUGAGGGCGAGCAGGCAUUGCUUCGCUAUGCUCGUGCCCAGCACUGGCGCAAUGCCAGUGACCCAUUGGGAUAG
Molecule: messenger RNA, 531 nt
Organism: Aspergillus melleus
Lineage: Eukaryota; Fungi; Ascomycota; Eurotiomycetes; Eurotiales; Aspergillaceae
Exons: 4
Coding region: 1-531 (176 amino acids)
Source: RefSeq, a predicted model, not a curated record